Messenger RNA from Emericellopsis atlantica, 1521 nucleotides. RefSeq lists its product as uncharacterized. Lineage: Eukaryota; Fungi; Ascomycota; Sordariomycetes; Hypocreales; Bionectriaceae. The record is from RefSeq and is a predicted model, not a curated record. The coding region runs from base 1 to 1521 and encodes 506 amino acids. The transcript has a single exon. Gene Ontology annotation, molecular function: protein binding.
AUGUCACCGAGCAUGGACUCACCACGCGUAGAUGAUCCGGCCAUGGAAACGCCACUGAAAAAGCACCUCGAUGCUCUGCCUCUAGAGAUCCAGCAUUCCAUCUUCCGCCUCCUCGACCCAGCAGGCCUCAUCGCGGUGAGCCAAACGAGCCGAUUCUGGCGACGAAUCAUCAACCCCCAGAGACAACACUUCAUUGAGCGCCUCCUAGCAUGGGAGUGUCUCCCCGAGUACGGUGGUCCGCCGUGCAACGUCUCCAUGGCUCGCAACUCACCUAUACCGGACUGGGACACUGAUGGUUGGAACCACGCUCGCUUUGCCUGCGGAGGCUGCCUCGCGCUUCGCAGACACACCGAUUUCAGCUACAAGUACAUUGCCAGGCUCCGAUUCAAGAAGCCACAGCCCGAAUCGCCACCAUCGCUGCUUCUCACAAGCUGGGAGCCGUCCAACCACAAGCAAUGGGGUCGCAAGCACUGGAAGCAAAAGAAAGAACAAGGCAAUCUCGCGCCACGCGAAUGGAAACGCCGUCUUGGUUGGGCAUUGGGAGGGUACCGUCGUGGAAAGGUAUUCGUCGUUGUUGACGGCAUCCGAAGACGAGCGAGCGAGAAUUUAGACACUCAUUUACGCUACGGAUGCGAAAGCUUCCGCAACAUUUCGGAUGCCGAGUGGGCAUGUAUUUCAGACGAAACGGAAGAUGCCUUGAUGGAAAGAGAGGUGGCCAAGAUCGAAUACGCGCACUCUGGAUCCGACCGCCAUCUUCGCCGUUGCCACACAUAUCGUCUUGGAGCGAAAGGUUGCAUAAGGAAUGAUAUUUCUGGUUACUACAAGAACAACAACUCGUGCCCGGAAACCCAGGGUCGUACCGUGUCUUUCGAAUCCCCGUUGGAGCGUUGGUUCCCGGGCCUGUUCUCCAACACGGGUCUACCGCGGCCGCCCAUCGAUCGAAACGACCUCCCCUGGAGGAUGACUGGCUCUUUCCAUCGUCAGAAUCUGAUUUACAGAAUGUGCCGGACAUGUGGCACCUGGAAAGAAGAGCGCUCAUUCCCAUUGGGCUAUAUUGACGACCACGCAUGUUACCAUUGCAUUGCCAGUGAGCCACGAGGGCGGGACAAGCUUGGUACACUUCUGCAAAUGAGACUCAUUACAUGUUGCGAGGGUCCUAUGCAGCAUCUGCAGUUCCGCCUCGAACAUAACGCGCCUCGCCGGCUGUUGUCAGGAGACUGGCCCGCCACCACGCGGGAAGACGCUCCAAAGGGCCCUCUGGAACCCCCCGACAGAACUUUGAUAUGGGAUUUCAAGACACUUGCCGAGUUUGAAAAACGGUAUAAAUAUUGUCUCGAACUAUUCAAGGAGGGCCAUCUAAAGCUGACACCAGAUUCUCGCCGCGUGGGACAGCACGCCAGCCUGAUGUUCUCUUGCUGGAUAUGGUUGGGGAAGACUUUAGCUAUGCUCCGGGACGACCCAGAACCUUUGUUAGAGUGGGCUCUCGCGCGACAUGGCGCAGAAUUGGGCGAGACAGCGUGA